CUCCCGUAAGAGCAACGCCGCGCGGUUAGCGGGGCUUCGAUAGUACGGUCUCGGUGACCGACCGCAGUCGGCGCGCAACAGCAGCUCGCUGGGCGCCGUGCGCGGAGUUGGUGCGCGUUCUUAUUGUUAUCGGCGACACGGGAGAGUACCUGAAGCUCGGUCGUGUACAUAGCGGAUAAGUAGACGGGCGGACGGGUGGGACAGCGGAACAAAAAUGGCCAAUUAUCAGAUUGGCUGGUGCAGCAGGCGAUACCUGCCGCGUCGUACUUCGCCGCUGGACGACAAGCGUUCGUGGUAGGACGGUCUCCUCUCUCUCUCUCUCUCUCUCUCUUUCUCACUUCUCUUUUUCCCGCUCUCCCCUCUUCCAUCUCUCUUUCUCUCUCUCUUUCUUAUCCUCUCUUUCCCUCUCUCUCUUUUUCUCUCUUCUCGCGGCUGAUCCACGAGAGGCAUGGCUUCUGGUGCAUCCUCCUUGGACAGUGCUGGGAGUAGCGAUGGUGCACUUAACAUGGAGAGGGAUAGCGGAAGCUACGGCAGUGUCGGAAGUCCUGUUGGCGGUCCCGAGUGUCGUAGUGACUAUGACAGUUUACAGGCUCAGUGUGAUCAAGCGAUGCAUCAACUUCAGCUACUUAGGCAUAAGCACUCCGAUACCAUAAGACGAUGUGAGCAUACUAUGAAGGAAUUGGAAUACUAUCGUGGCCAGCACAUAGCAGUCAUGAAUCAACUGGAAGCGGCGUCGCAAGAGAGCUCCGCGUUGCGGGGAAAGUAUGGCGACCUGGCGAAUGACAAGCAACGGCUGGAUCGGGAGGUCCAGACGCUGCAGAAAGAGUUGUCGGAGCUGCGCAUACAGAACCAAGAGGUUCUCGUCUCUGACGCCGCCGGCAACGAUACCAUGAAUCAGCACUAUCCGCCCGCGCUGCGAAAGUACGACGCCGUCAAGGACGAGUACGAUUCCCUCAGGAAACGGUACGAUGACUUGAUAGCGUCUCACUCGUCUGCCGUUAGUAAGCUAGAGUUAUCGAAGGAGGAGGCGACUAGGCUGAAGACCGACUACGAGCAGGUGACGCUGGAACGUAACAGCGCGAUACGCGAACGCAACGCGCUCAAGCAGCAGUGCACCGCAGCGAUACGUCAAUGGGACAUCGCGCUUAGGGAGAGGAAUGAAUAUCGUGAGGCGCUCGCCAAGAUCCAGCAGCAGCACGAAGAGGCGGUCAAGGAGAUCAAUCAAGCGAUGGUGCUGCGCAUGAAGGCUAGCAAGGACAUGAAAAGACUGACGGAGGAGCGAAAUGCCGCGCUUCAGGAGUACAGUCUGAUUAUGGGCGAACGGGACACUGUGCACAAAGAGAUAGAGAAACUCACCGACGAUCUCUCGCAGGCUUACGGGAAGGUCACGCAUUUGGAGACGCAGAACAAGCAGCUCGUGGAGGAGAAAAAAACGUUGUCUUACCAAAUCGAGACGUUGAAGAGGGAGAUCUCGUCCGCCUUGCAGGACAGGGACGAGGCUCUACAGAUGUGCAAUGAGUUACGACAAAAGUUCGGCGACUACUCGGAGGGCUCCAGUAGAGACUACAAGCAUCGCCUAGAGAUGCAUUCGUACAGUCGUGAACGCGACAGCGUCAUCAAGGAGGAUGCCGAAAGGGAGACCAACACCAGGGACUACGCGAAGCGGGAUAAGGAACGCAUGGACAAUCUGGAUCAGGCUAACUUGGAAGUAGACAAGCUCAGGAAAUCCGUGGACACGCUGCAAACUGACCUGGAGGAGGCGCUUCAGGAAGCCGAGGUGUCGAAGAGGAGACGAGACUGGGCGUUCAGCGAGCGCGACAAGAUAGUGCUAGAACGGGAGAGCAUAAGGACUCUGUGCGACAGACUGCGAAAGGAGCGCGACCGUGCUGUGUCCGAGUUGGCGAGUGCGCUGCGCGAUUCCGACGACAUCAAGAAGCAGCGAAAUGAAGCGUCGAAGGAGCUGAAAGACCUGAAGGAAAAGAUCGAGUCAGGCGAUCACGCUCUGCGUACCACUCAGUUGGCACAGAGCCUGACGUGCGGUCACGACGCGUCCGUCGUCGAAGGUAACGACUGGGAGAUGAUUUCUAUACACGUGGAGCCCGGCAGGCUCCACUUGGACGCGGACCGCGACCUGGGACUGAUCCUAGUAGGCGGCCGCGACAGUCCAUAUUAUCCGAACGACAACGGCGUCUAUGUAGCACAGGUAACGCAGGGAAGCGCCUUUGACGGUAAGCUCCGAGUAAACGAUUGCAUCACGCGGAUAAACAAUGUUGACUGUACGUCCGUGUCAUCGCGUAUCAUCAUGGAGACCCUGCGCUCAUCCGGUACCGUCGGACCGACGACUAUGAUCGUGAGGCGCCGUCGAAUCACUAGACGGUCGCUGAGAACCACACAGCUGUCGGUCGGUUCCGUACCGCAUGGUAUCACUCUUGAGCUUGGUAUCUACAUCUCGAAGAUAUCACCCGGCAGCUUGGCGGCUAAGGACGGAAAUCUUGCCGUGGGAGACAGAGUGCUGAACAUCAACAGCAAGCCGAUGGAUACUGUAACUUCGGUGCACGAAGCGAUGGCCAUUUUGAACGACACCACCAUAGAUGUGCUGACCAUCACGACGCUGAAGGGUAUCCCCGUGCCCUCGGCUGCCAGUUCGGAAACUAUGACGAUAGACGGUUUCACAGCGGGGAAGCAGAAGAUGGUGAACAGCUGCUCGCAGACCGAACAAGAAAGAAUGAUGCUGAAGGCCUCGUCGGACGACUACGAGAGACGAUACCUUUCGGCAAACUUUGGCGACCGAACUGUCGCGUACAAGGCGGCCAAGUCCGUAAGCGGCGAAAAAUCGAGUGGCAUCAGCAACGCCUGGGACAACUUUAGGGAGAAGAUCGACAUAGUGAGAGGCCGCAAGCACGGCAGUAAGGAGCGCGACGACAAAAAGAAGAGCCACCGCAACUCUAGUCCGAACACUUACGAGCAGGAGCAGGAUGCGAUAGCGGAGUUGGAUUCGGUGAUAGACAGCUACCACAAGAAGGCGAACAACGGCGUGCUGAAGCGCAGCAAACGACGCGGCGCGGAGAAGGACGAGAAGAACGGCGGCACGUGGCCAAAGGCGCGCGGCGGUCCGCUGAUACAGAAUGGGACCGGUACUAUAUUACACCCGAGAAAAACGAAAGAAAGAUUCCCCUUGAGCGUAAUCCUGCCGAAAUACGAUAGCCAUAAUUACAAUCGCAUCUCCAACCCCACACCCCUGACCAGCUUUUCCAAUGUGAGUAAUCGGCAUACCGUUUACAAAGCAGUGGAGACGCCGUUGCCCAGCUUCACCAAGUCCGGCCAGCUCUAUAGCCAGCGUUCCUUCACACCCGCGGCGGCGGCGGUGCAGUUCAAGGACAUCCAGAUCGACAAGAAGCCACCAUCGGCGGAGUUUGUCGAGAGCGCGGCGGCGGAGGCGCGACUUGGCUCCGCCCUGGCGCCGUCUGAGACUAGUAUCGAUUUCUCGUUGAAGUCUGGCGGCGCCGGUCGCGAUCUCGACUACUUCGCCGCCGCGAGCAAACGGCCGCAAAAAUAUAUACCCGCCGGCAGCGGCAGCGAGACGCAGACACCGGAGACCGCGCUACAGCAACACAAUCGUGCGCACUCGCAGCUCUACUCUGCCAUCGGUGGCUCAUCGUCCGCGUCUUCCGCGACCGGCAGCGGCGUCGUCGGCGGGCCGACGCGCCAACAGAUAGCAGCAGCAGCAGCCGGUAACUUUCCGUUUCCCCAUUCGUACGUGCCGCCGCACUCGCAUCCGCAUCACUCGCAUCAUCCGCAGCCGAAUUCCCUGUCCUCGCGUUACCCCUCGCCGCCGUCACUGCCAUCCGCGCAGUCUGGCGAGUCGAUCGGGCUACCCGACGCACGUUCUUACUGUUUCGAGCCCCCGUACAGUCCUGCGCCACAGACCACCGCCAUGUACGCUGGUCAUAUGCACACUCCCUCCGUAGACCUGCACUAUCACCACAAGACGCGCGCCCUGCCGCUCGGCAUACCGUCGUGCGACGUGCCGUCCGCCUACGCGCAUGGAUACGAGGGCGGCACGUUGCCGGGUAGAAAGGAGGAUCAGCGUAUACGCAUACCGUCCAACACCAGCGUCACGUCCAAGAGCAGCGUCGGCAAGCUAUCCACCGGUAGCAUCGAACGUACCUCCGAGAGAGGCAGCCCUAUGCCGACGUUCCACGUGGAAGUACUGAGCCCAGGUAGCGGCAGCGGUACCGGCAGUGGCAGUACCGGUGGUGGCAGCGGUGGCACAGUGAGAGGUAGCAGUGGCACGAAGCGCGCUAGCGCUAGCAUGCCGGAAUACGAUUACUCGCAGUCGAGACCACCGGCUCCCGGUGAGCUGCGGCGUGUCCACAUAGACAAGUCCGUGGAGCCGUUGGGCAUUCAGAUCUCGUGUCUCGAGAGUGGCGGUGUGUUCGUUUCCACCGUGUACGAGCACAGUCUGGCCUCGCAGGUAGGCCUGCAAAUUGGUGAUCAGUUGCUCGAGGUGUGCGGCAUCAAUAUGAGGAGCGCGACUUACCAGUUGGCCGCCAACGUGCUGCGUCAGUGCGGUAACUCAAUCACCAUGCUGGUGCAGUAUAGUCCGGAUAAAUAUACCGAACUGGAGGGCUCAGGGUCCUCGAGUUCGUCGGAAGCCGGCGAUGGGGAGGCCGGUACCGGUAGCCGUAGCGGCUCGCCGACGCCGUGCAACAGCCCGGAGGCACCUCGAAAGAGCGCGGUCGAAACGUUGGAGCCGGCCGAACCGGAACGCGACGCCACCACCACCAUCACCAUCACCACCACCACCGGUGCCGCCGCGCCCACCAUCACCAGCACUAACACCACAAUGAGUACGCUGCGCGUCGAGCGGGACAUGCGACCGUCCGCGUCGCUGGAUGUGAGGAGCACGCAGGAACGGGAGCGCGAGAUGCGGCCAUCCGCGUCAUUGGACAUCAACAUCCGUAAGCCGGAGUUGCGCAGCGCGGCCACGCUGGACCGACUGAACCGCGCGCAGAUGCUACGGCAAAACGCGAUGAGGAGCCCGACGCAGGAGGAGCAGAACAGGAAGCCGCCGCCGGGGAUCGAGCCGCGAUAUCUGCUAAUUGAGACCAGGAAGUGCUCGAAUCUCGGCAUCUCGCUCGUGGGCGGGAAUGGCGUCGGUAUUUUCGUGCAUUCCGUUCAACCGGGUUGUCUCGCGGAGGAGGCCGGCCUGUUCCCUGGCGACAGGAUUUUGGAGUACAACGGUGUGGAUUUAAGACAAGCGACCGCUGAACAGGCCGCUCUCGAACUGGCACGACCAGCGGACAAGGUGACACUGGUCGCCCAGUAUUUGCUUGAACGGUACAACGAGGUGAAAGACAAGCCAGGCGAUAGUUUCUACGUGAAGGCGUUGUUCGACCGAGUCGGCGAGGUGGGUGACAGCCUGCAGCUGCGCUUCAGCAAAGAUGACAUAUUGUACGUGGACAACACCAUGUUCAACGGCACACCGGGUCACUGGCGAGCUUGGAUCGUCGAUCAGACCGGUCGUAGGCAAACUUGUGGAAUCAUUCCCAGCAAGUUCAAAGUUGAGGAGGAGCUACUUCUACGACGGUCCUUGGGCGAUUUGGAGCAGGACGCUGGCAAGCGUAGCAACACGAGCGCGAGGAGGAGCUUCUUCCGUCGAAAGAAGCAGCAGCAGCGAUCGUCCAGCAGCAGAGACAGCAAGGAACUGUCGCAUCUCACGGGAGUCAAUUUGGGAUGGUACAGUGAUAGCGGAACGUUGAACGAAGACACUCUUCCUGCGAGUUAUCAGCGAGUCGAGAGACUCGACUAUCCUACACUGAGACCUGUGCUGAUUAUCGGCCCCCUCAGCGAAUGCGUGGUAACGAAACUUUUGCAGGAAUACCCGAAUCAGUUCACCAGGUGCCUGGCGGAGGCGAUGCACUGCUCACAGGCCACCUUGGAGCAAGGUCUACGUGAUUCACUCUACGUGGAUUAUAGAAAGAAGGGCAGCUACUUUGAGUGUACGACAGUGCAAGCAGUCAAAGAUAUAUGUGAGAGGAAUACGCACUGUAUUUUGGAUGUGUCAAUCGCUUCCAUCGAGAGGCUGCACAGACAUCAAAUUUAUCCUAUCGUCCUGUUGAUCAAGUUCAAGGAUAGGACGCAAAUCAAAGAGGUGAAGGAUUCGAGAUACCCGAGCGACAAAAUUAGUACAAAGGCGGCGAAAGAGAUGUACGAACAGGCGCUCAAGAUGGAAGCGGAGUAUAAGCACUACAUCUCCGCUGUGAUUCCAGCGGGCGUGAAUGUGGCGUACAUAUGCACGCAAAUGAAAGCCUCCGUAGAUGAUGAACAGAGCAAAGCUCUGUGGGUUCCUAAAGGGGGUCCCUGACACAAAAGGGGGGGCCCCCACAAGCCGCAGUGGAAGUCAAUCUAAUUCCACCAGGGGGCCCUUACGUCGUGCGUAUACGCAAAAUUGCAGUCGAUUCUUUCGUUAUUUAUGGUCUCUUGAUUUUUCGGCGGAGGAGGAAGAGGAGGAGGAGGAUGUGACGCAGUCUGCGGAUCCUUCGCUCGACGAAUCGCCGCUACCGAUCGUGCUGUUCAUUCAGUUUGGUUGUGAUAACGAUUCUCGCAACGGUAAUCCAUCUUGCUUCAACUUUCCAUUUAGCUCGUUGAAAUCUUGCAGUGCAAAACUGGCACGUACUUUGGUUGCCGUCGCGUUUCUCUCGGUCGCCGUUUAACAAAAACUGAACUCUUCGUUUUUAUCCUUCUUCUAGUUGUCUGAAUUCUUUUCGGUAUAUUACAUGUAAUAGCUCACAUCUGUGAUCGCUAAAAUUAUAAUAGAAACUACAUAAAUACGCGCGUGAACACGAUCUCUUGGAACCGGCUCUACCGUAAAGGAUUAUAUUUUAUUUUGCAUUUUAUUUGUUCAAUGAAGUUGAGUGAUUUACCAAUUAGAUGCUCGUUUUGUUUGCCUUUUUCUGUUUAAUCCGAGUAUUCGCUUGUUGCCUGAAAGUAUCAAACGAUUCGCGCUCUCAAUAGCCAGUCCGCUUCGAUCUUCGAUCGCGUGUAAAUGUCAAGCAAUGCAACGGGAAGUGCAGCUAUAAGAAUUACGCAAAACUAAUGAUUCGUAAGAGACCAUGAGUGGAUCAGUGCGCUAGAUCGCUAGAUGUGAAGACACUCGUCGUAUUGCGGCCCGUUCGAAAAAAAGAAAGAUUGGUGGAUUAAUAUUGACGAAUCGUAUGUUUUAAUUAGAGGAUAAGCACGUUACGGUCAUUUCGAUGGCCAUCGCGUCGAUUAACCCCUCAGACCAAAAUCGAUGUACAGAAACAAGUUUCGAUGGCGUGUAUCGAGAAAUUGGUUAUUUUAUAAUAAGUAGUGAGAAACUGUAUAGAGAGGAAGAGAGGGAGAAAGAGAAACACACACAAUAUAAACUAUAUAAGCUAUACAUAUAUAAAUAAAUAUAUAUAUAUUUAUAUAAAGUGUGUGUAUAUUAAAGAGAGUUACUUAUAUGUAUAUAAUUUAUUUACGCAAUUUUAUAUACGCGUUUGUCCACUAAUUCUCUUAGUUUAUAUUAUGCAGAGGUUUACACUUAAGUUGUAUAUUGCUUUAUGCUAUUUUUUUAACAACGAUAAGUUGGCAAAGAAGAAAAGGGCACAUCUAUCGCGUGCACAUAACGUAUAUUUAAACGUGUUUGAGGGGUUAAUAACGUACGCGCGCGCAAAUACAGUCGCGAUAAAUUAAGGAAUUGAGAGAAGAGUUCUUCGGCAAAGAAAGAGCGAUGGAAUUGACGCGCGACAACACUCCUGUUCCUGUUAACCGAAUUGUAAAUACGUGUAGUGGUUGAGCGAAAUCGAAAUCAACGUAACACAUAUUACGUUUGUGUAAUCGUAACGUAGUAAUCCGAUUGCUUUCUUACGUCUGAGAGAUCGGAGCUUUCGUAUCGCGAUUUUACGACACAUGCUGUUUUUAAACGAGCUUAUAUAUACAUACAUAUAUACAUACAUAUAUAUAUAUAUAUAUAUAUAUAUGUGUGUGUGUAUAUACAUACAUACACAUAUAUAUUACAUACAUAAAUAUGUAUGUAUGUAUAUAUGUACAUAUAUAUACACAUAUAUGUAUAUAUGUGACAUGUAUAUACACACAUAUAUGUAUAUAUGUGCAUGUAUGUGUGUAUGUGUGUGUGUGUGUGUGUGUGUAUACACACGUACGCGUGGAAAAUAACAGAAAGGAUCUAUCGUGGACUCGAAAAGAUCCACAUGUAUAUCCGCGAACAUUUGUUUACAUUCUUAUGAUAAUAUUACUUGUAUACGUUUUUUUUCUACACACACAUAUACACAGUGUCGCGAUAACGAGAUGAAUUAUUUAGGGGAUAUUUUGUAAACCAAUGUAAUAUUAAUUUAGUGACGUAUCUUUUUAGUGACGUAUCAGUUAGCCGUAUCUGUACCUGAACCGGUGAUUUCGUAAUACGGACGAAGAUACGAGUCUUUCUCUUUUUCCUUUUUUUUUUUUUUUAUCAAUCGGACAGAGCAAUAUACAAAGUACAUCCGUGAUGUAAAAGAAAAUUUAUACACGACAAAAUAUUAUUUUUUUUCUUGCUUAAAAUCGCGUUGAUGAGCGUUAGCGGUAACGUCGGUCAAAAUUAUAAACCGCUAUCACGCGCCGCGAGGAUCGGCUUGCAAUCGCGACGUGAUCGGCAAUACUCAAUUCGGUAUGAUUGUUUGUAGUGAUUAUCUACGCGAAUUUAGGGAUAUAUCUGUUGCGGGUAAUAUAAUUUACGAUGAGUGAGAAGAGGAGCGCACGCCGAGCAAGCGAGCCUGUCGUUUCAUCGCGAAAUUUUCUUUUUCAACGAGACAAUAUCUAGACGUAAGUUAAAGAAGCGAGACCAAAAAAGCUAAAGAAAAAACUCGUUAAUGUUAACUUAAUACAGGGAUUGUGAUUAAAUUUAUGCCGAUGCCGGUUAUAGCGUUGGCGCAUUUAUAAUACAGAAAAGCGAUAGAUAUACUUUUUGAUAUAUAUCAGACUAGGGCAGAUUGCCCCCUGUGUGUUUCACACAGUAGAGAACGCGCUCGUAUUUAAAUAUGUACAGAGGGACCAAGCAUCGAUUGGUUGGUGUCUUCGUAACGACGAAGGAUAUACAGGAAAGAAAGAAAGAACGAAAUUUACGAUUUAUAACAAUAAAAUGGUGGCUGUACGGUGGCUGUAGAAACUUUUAAAGAGAACAAACAACGCAGAGACGUGAAGCAAAAAAGAAAAGUAAUCGUGCGACGAGAAAAAGAAAUUUCACGAACGAUCGUCUGGAGAUUUCGCGCCGAAAUCUCAGCGAACAAAAGGUCUGAUCUUUCCGAAGAACUUCCUAAGCUGGUAUACACUGCUGCAAUAAGUUAGAGUGAAACAAGUAUAUUACGUCACUCACUCUAACUUACAGGAUCAAUGUACACUACUGUUCAGGAAGUUCUUCAAAAAAGAAUAGGUCUAAUCUCGAUCCUCUCUUGGAGAACCGAUCACACUCUCUCGCGGUAAGAUCGAACGCGCAGGCGAAGAACUAGGCAAAAAAACAAACGGAAGAAAAUUAAAGAAUUAUAUUGCAAAUUAAUUACUCUCUCUCAAUCACAGCACUGUGAUACACGUAAUGUUACUCCUUCGAUGACAUAUCAACUUAACAAUCCUUUUACAUAUAUAUUUACACACAUACAUAUAUUAUAAAUACAUAUAUAUACACGAUAUAAAACACAUAUUUUGGGCAAUACUUAUAUAUACACACACACAUACACAUCUAGAUAUGAAUGUUACAUGUAUAACAACGCACUCUCUCGAUAUUUUUCAUCGUAAACACGUGAUUUAGAGAAGAAUGAGGAAACAACUGUUGUAACUGGAUGUAUACGCGACCAUAAUAUAGGGAAAAAAAAUGCUGUAUCCGCGAUUUCAGUCUGCGGGAACGAGUCGAGUCCGACGACUCGGCCGCUGAAAUACGCCACUGAGUAGUAACCAGAGAUUCAUCCGUUGAACGAACAUAGACACAAGGUCCGUCUCUAUAUUUGCACUUUUCGAAGCACACUUUCUUCGACGAAACAAUACAAACGCGCUCGUGUGACAUCGCUCUAUCGUACAGGGCGCUAAUUUUUAUACUUUUUAUGGCAAAGCGAGAGUAUCGUCGAAAUGUUCAAUGUUGUUCAUUCUCAAUACGACGCACGAAAAGAGCGAUCUUGUUAACACGUUUUACGAAGUCCUCUUGUACCGACUAUAGUUAGAUAAAAAUUGCCGAGUUUGUUACACCAUCGUCAUGAGAUCGUCUCUCGUGAGGCCGAUCUUACCCUGUACGAGCCAAGAGCGACGCGCACGUUCGUGACUAGUCCUCGUUAGUAUUCUCCGCUGUUUUCUAUGAUGAACAACCUGUGUGUGUUGUAUCCUCCAUCGCACUAAUCGUCCGAUAAUGUGCAGACAGACACGAGGGGAUGGUCUUUUCCGUGCGUUUUACGCUCGCAAACUCCUGGUCUCAUCUGACACUCGAAGAGGCGUAGCCUCUCGUUCGCGUGAUGAAUCGCACGCUUCAACAGCCCGCGAAAGAACAAAUCGCUUACGCCGCAGUCACGCGAGUGAGUUUACGAGCUUAAGCGCACGGGAGAAUUAUCAACGCAUCUGUCUCUGAUAAGUAAUCAGCGUCGUCUGUCGCCGCAUUUUCUAGCGUCACUGUCUCUAUCUAUUAACUGUCCUCACGAUUUAUGUCGACUUUGUAUCUACGUAUUACUACACGUGCCGCCGCGGACGGGCGAAACGCCAUACGCAUGGCUUUCUCUUUUCUCCGUCUCUCUGUCUCUCCGUUCGUGUAUGUGUCGAGCCGCGUGAACUCGUUUUCCGCAGAAAACUGUGUACUCGCUCGUGUUGCAACGAUACUCGUUGGAAUUGCGAUGUCGCGGAAGUAAUUGUGCGACAGCGAUUAACGAUAGAGAGAAAUUUACUUAACAACAUGGCACGAUAUUUAUACAAUGCUUCUGCACUCGUCCUCAAUCUUGUCUUGUAAAUUCUGCGACGGUGUAAUUUCGCGAAGAGUUCGGCGGCGCUACGCGCCGGUUCUUUGGAAUUCGAUAAACGAUACUAAACUGUAUCGAUUGUUAAAAUUCGGACGGGCGGCGCGUUCUAACAGUAUUACCUUGUUAUCAGUAUUGGAAAUCGAGAGAGGGAACGCGGAGAAAAAAAAUAUCACGCGGUUUUGAUACCAGAACGGUGCGUAUCGUUUCGCCGGUCUCGGGUCUCUUUAAGCGGAAAUAGUUUUUCGCGCAUACUUUAAAGUGUGAUAUUAAUCAAUGCAUAACCCGAAGGUUGACAAGCAUGCUCGAUAGGGUCCCUGACGGAAUAGUUUCUCCGUACGAAGUUUCGCGCGGUCGCCAACUCAAUUGAUCGGAUAUACAGAGUGCGUUCAUUUCUCACGAUCGAUUUUAUGGUUCAAUCUUUGAAUAUUGCGGCGAGGCUCGUUGUGAAAUGAAUCACGAGCGUAACGAUACUCGCGUUAAGUUAAGAAGAGACAUAUAUAAUCACUUUUGCAGGCGCGAAAGUAAACAGGAGAAGUGAAAUAGAGAAAUGCAUUUUUGUAGUUAUGCGCGAAGCGGAAGAAACGAACUCGAAGUGAACAUCUCUGAAGAAACUUUAAGCGGAUAUUGCGUAAACGUGGAUUGCCUUGUACUUCUCUCCCUCACGGUGUCUCCCUCUUCUUCUUUGUGAUACAAGUAUUGCGUGUUCUUGAUUGUAAAACUGAGGAUCAAGGAUCUCACGUUCGCAAAGAAAAUCUCAGAAAGACUAUCUAUUUCCAAUUAUUGAUCGUGAAGAAAAUACUAAAAGAUUAGAAUAUUUUUACAUCUAUGUUGCCUGGGAAAUUUUCCCACAGUGAAAACUGGACGCCCUGUGUGAGGGAGGGACCGAGUGAUCUCGGUCAAGGCUACAUAAGAGUCUGAGCCCUUUUAUGUCGUCUCGGAGGUAAUCCGCGGUUACACGCCACAUUAAAUAAAUUCCCAGAUGUUUGCGUGAAAAGAUAGCAAGAAAGAAUCGAGUUCCUUUGAAGCACACACACGCGGGCAUGCGUGCGUCUGUCUGUUUUAAUCACGAACGAAUGUUAUCAUGAGUUGUGGAAGGAAAGAAGAACGCUCGAUUAACUCCGACGUGCGCGAUUUUUUGCAAAAAUGUUCCGCUCCAGUUAACUCGAUAUGAUAGGGGAGAAGCGGUUCGCGUUACAUAGUUAAAGCGUCGUACAUUAUGUAGACUCGUGUUAUAUAUUGGCGAUUAAUAAUGUCAAUCGGCAAUUCGAAAAACGAGCCGAUCGAGAUAAUAAUAUGUAAUACCCGCUGCUGCCGCCCUGCCGAGGAGGGCUUCCGAAAUAAUGAGACCGUCGUUUUACCAACUUUUCUACUAUUAGUCGAGAAUCGUGUUAAUUAAUUAAUUAGAUCCCGGCGGACCGCUCACACUACGUCGAGUUCUUUCUCGGCAAGCUCAUCGUUCCCGCUGAUAUUUACAAAUUGUUAUCGUAGAUGAGCAAUGCCGCGAGUGCGCGGUCGACGGCACGAUCUAUUCGCAGUUACGAAACUUUGUGCUACGAAUCACCAUCUUGAACUUACACGCAAAUUAUAUUGUUCAUCACGCAGUCCGAUACCGUGCGAUUCAUGUGUAGGAAGUUUCGUAACACACACAAGUGCACAAGUUUAAGCAGUUCAGACACUUCCAGGUUAAUUAGAGGCGCGUUGGUCUUAAUAUGAUCACUGUGUGUGUCCUUUGUUACAAUAAUAAUAAUACGAUAAUCACUAUCCAAGUUAAACUACUCAAACGCACGCGUAAAUUAUAUAUUUCUGCGAUACUAAUUAGCGUCGUAUAAAUGCAGAAUGUAGCUAAUUCUUGUCAAUAACUCUCAAGACAAUCGUUUUCUCACUAUAUAUACUCGAUGAAUUUUUGGACUGACGAUAUAUUCCAAUUAAUACACACUCAUACGUUAUUGUACCGAGCACAGUGAAUUUAUCGAAGAUGUUUUGAUUACGCGUUUCUUUGACUUUGAGGAAAAAUCCGAGAGGGGAUCUUUCAGGAAUGAUGACUGCGAUUCUCCGUGAAGCGAGAAAGUGUCGAAUAAUAGGCAGCUCAGUAAUAUUACAUAGGCAAUUUAGAAUUUGUUGACAAAAGAAACAUAAUUGAUACACAUGUACACACUGACACACAUACAUACACACAUAUACGCAUCACACACGGUGUUUAAUACACGGUGCAAACCGAAAUUUGUGAUUGUGCCAAGAAAUAGAAAUAUUUUUUAUACGAAUUGGUAUUUUAGCUGGUGGACGACGUUGUAACUCACGGAACAGAACGAAAUUUAGAUUAGACAAUCUGAUCGAAGGUAAACUAUUUCGUGUGUUGGUACGGACAGCGAAUCGGGCGUGUCUCUGUCGAGCACAAGCACGUGAUUCUCGUCUCGAGCGAAUUUUCUUACACCCCGAAAAUAAAACGUCUUUUGCUCGAGGAGACACGACGGCGCUCUGUACUUUUUUCGCUGUUGAAUCGCGUCUUCCUGCUUCUUUUCUGCCAUAUACCUAAGUAAAAAAAGGGGAGAAAAGAAGAGAGAAAGAAAACGAGAAAGGGAAACAGUUAUCCUGCUCGUUUAUAAGAAUCAAAACUCAAUGAAUUGUUAUAAGUUUUAUGGUGUUUCUUACCGUGUGUGUUACAAAUAAUUGUUUACUGUGAAUCUAUAUAACAAUCGUGCAAUAUCUUGUUACUCGGUAUCGUUUCCAUAUAUUUCUCGUGAAAGCUGGCGAUCUUUUGCGUAAAUUCACAGCCGAGGGACUCGGUCGAAGAAUUCCCCUUGUUGUGCAUACGCGACAGUAUAAUAUGACAAAUCAAUCCAGAAACCGUCGAGACACUCCGACACAAGUAACAAAGUAACGAGAGAAGGGCGCUGACGAGAGUGAGAGGUAUUACGAGAUAGUACACACAUUUUCGAAGACGUUUUAUUUUCUUCUUCCUGCAAUGGUUUUGAUACCAAAUGUUUUAGCUCGUAUUUAUAAAGAUACACAUUAUGUCAUUACGCAAUGUAUCGUUAUACAUAUAAUAUACGCGCGUUAUUAUACGUAAAUGAAAAGAAAAAACGCGUAUAUUUUCUAGGAUAUAUGUAAAAAUGUACAGGGUAUCGCGCAUCGACUCAGGUCCGAUACAUCCUGUACACGUGCUAUAUAUAUGAUAUGUACAUACACACGUGUGUAUAUAUAUAUAUAUAUGUGUGUGUAUGUAUAUAUAUAUAUAUAUAUAUAUAUACACAACGGAAUACGAACAAUUAAUGACGUUUGUAAUACCACAUUAAUGAAUGUACAAGAUAAUCGGUAUUAUUAUUGAGUUAUACAUUCAGCGCUACGCGUGAAUGCUCGAAACGAAACAAAAUGACAAAAAUUACAAAAAAAACUGAUUAAAAAAAUAUUAAUGUCUUAAGGAUCGUUACUAUUUGUGAACCUUCUUCUUUGUAAAACGCGCGACAAUAUUGUCGGAUAUGUAGAGGGAAAGCAAGGAAAAUAAAGUCGAUUGUAACGAA
Molecule: messenger RNA, 14524 nt
Organism: Odontomachus brunneus
Lineage: Eukaryota; Metazoa; Arthropoda; Insecta; Hymenoptera; Formicidae
Gene: Dlg5
Product: disks large homolog 5
Exons: 13
Coding region: 449-6367 (1972 amino acids)
Molecular function (GO): protein binding
Source: RefSeq, a predicted model, not a curated record